UAUCGUAAACAAGUUGAAUCUUUUAGUUGAAAUAAAUAUAUUUUUAUAUCGUAAUAAUACAAAUGUAUCGAAUUUUAAUGGUUUUAACUUUAUCAGUAUUUAGUAUUGGCGCUAGAAACCUUUCAGAUGCAGAAGCAAAGAUUGUAUAUUAUAAAAAUGAAAAUAAUGGCGUCGGUAAUUACCAUUUCAGAUUUGAAACAUCAAACGGUAUAGUAAAGGAAGAAACAGGACGACGUGUUAAUAUUGGUCAAAUGGACGAGCACGUCGCAGUUAAAGGAUCUUAUUCAUAUAACGACACAGAAGGAGUAUUACAGACAGUUCAUUAUAAAGCUGACACAAAUGGUUUUGUCAUUAUCAAUCCAAUCGAUGAAGGGGUAAAUAUUUUAGUUCCCUCUGCAGCUUACUUCUUACUGCUUUUGUUGAUUUUCUGGUUCAUAUUUUUAUACAAAACAAGCUUUGGCUCGCGACUAUGUAGUUAUUGUAUCCGCAUACUAACCGUUGAACCGUACGGCGGGGAUAUGUUUCCUAGUACUGUCAACAGUAUAAUACUGUCAUAUGACGAUGUUGGUUACAAUACGUUAUCUGCAUGUAGUAUCGACCGCCAUGGUCAUUAA
Papilio machaon (common yellow swallowtail) is the source of this 614-nucleotide messenger RNA. Its product is annotated as cuticle protein CP14.6-like. The transcript has 3 exons. Gene Ontology annotation, cellular component: chitin-based extracellular matrix. The record is from RefSeq and is a predicted model, not a curated record. Lineage: Eukaryota; Metazoa; Arthropoda; Insecta; Lepidoptera; Papilionidae. Bases 63 to 614 code for a protein of 183 amino acids. Gene Ontology annotation, molecular function: structural constituent of chitin-based larval cuticle.